This is a messenger RNA of Entrophospora candida, 1617 nucleotides long. The record is from the annotation of a GenBank genome assembly. NCBI's taxonomy places the organism in Eukaryota, Fungi, Glomeromycota, Glomeromycetes, Entrophosporales, Entrophosporaceae.
AUGGAAUCUGAAAAAAAUAAUAAAGAUUUUAAUCCAACUCAAGAAGCUCAAACUAAAACAUCUGUUCCGCCACUUCCAUCAAAAGAUAUACUUGUUAAACAUUCCAAUACUUGUAAAGGGACAUCUGAGGAAAAUCAAAAUUGCGUUACUUCUGAUGAAGAUACACUUGAUCCAUUUAAACUUUUUUCUCAUUUAGUCUUGUUGAAUCAAUUCAAGAAACUUGAAUUAGAAGAUGAAAAGAUUGAUGCUAGAUAUUUGCUUCGUGCAAUCAAUCGUUACAUUUUAUGGUUGAGGAUGUUGAAUGAACAAGAAGAGAAAGAAAAUUUACCAAUUCCACCAAUUGAUGUUUUGUGGGAAAACUAUACAAAAAUGCCAUGGAUUCUUGAUCCUAAUGAUGAUUCUGAUUUUAUUCUUGUGUGUCCUUGGUGUAAUGAUUCAAAUUUUGUCAAAUGGGACAAAUAUGUUGAUUUAGUAAGAAACCCAAACGAUGAAUCUUCAUCAGUUAUGUGCAAUAAAUGUAAAGUUAUUUUAACUCCAAACAAUUUAUCAGCUAAAAGAUUUCUGGAUGACAUUAAUGAUUGUAUUAGCCACACAGCGAAUAAAUAUACCAGUGGAACAUUGUUUAAUCAUAGAAUUGGUGAAAUUGAUGCAGAAGCUGCAAGUGAUGAUAUUGAUUUGCUUUUUUCAUCAGCUGUUAUGCAUAAAGUUCCUAAAUUAAAAGAACUUUUGGAAUCAUCAAAAGACAGUUCUUUAAGUUGUAAUUGGGAAAAUAUCAGCCAAUACUUGUCAGAAUCAAUUGCCUAUCUAAAGAAAGAGAAACAAUUUAAAUUAUUAAAUAAUACUAUAGUUGAAAAAGUCAUUAUAUCUUACAAAGAUAAUAUCUUUCCAUUUGCUUUCAGCCUAUUGGAUGCAGUCAACAGACAAAGAAAAUUCACUCACAAAAUGGUAGUCAAUUGCUGUCAUUGGAUUUGUAAUUAUCAAAUACAAAAUAAUGCUAUUAAAAAAUAUGAAUGUUUCAUGAAAUUGAUUGGUAAGAAUCCAUAUAAAUGCAUUGUACCAACAUUAGAUAUUGAUUUAGCAUGGCAUACACACAUGUUGAAUCCAAAAUUUUAUAAAAAAUAUACAAUGGAAAAAACCAAAAGAUUUAUCAAUCAUGAUGAUAGUAUAGAAGAUCAAGUCAUUGAUAAAUCAUUUAAGGAGACUUGCAAACUAUGGUACAAGGAAUUUGAUGAACUUUAUACCAAUACAGUUAAACCUUCUGAUUAUUUAUUCAGUAAGAAACAAAAAAUCCUUGGAGUUUUAGCAUUCCCUUUUGGUGCUUACAUGCUUACUGAAACUACAAAGGUUACUGAAGUCUAUAAAAAAUCAAAAGUUGGUGGAUGUGCAAUUAGCAAUAAUACUGGAACAAGAAUAGUGAAACCAUCUAGAAGUUUUUUCAAGAGCCGUGGCAGUAAUAGUAAGAGUAGCAACAUUAAUAGUAGUAAUGGUAAUAAUUUUAUUUUUGUUAGUGGUGAUGGUGGUGGUGGUGGUGGAUGCAGUGGUGGUGAUGGUGGUGGUGGUUGUGGUGGUGGUUGUGGUGGUUGUGGCGGUUGUGGUGGUUGUGGUGGUUGUGGUUAA